GCGCAAGUUCAAGAAGAUUGCGAGUGUAUAAAUACCGCCGACAAGGACGCGUACACACUGAGUGUACACAGGUCGAAGAGCGUUUCCCUUAAUGGCGACCUCAUGUUCAAAAGUGUCACUUUGUUCUUUUCUGUGAAUGGAAACGGGCCGUUUGUUUCAACUCAAGCCGGUGAUUUCAUCCAGUUUCAUCAAGUGCAAUUUCUGUAGUUUGUUGUUGUUAAAAUCUUUUGCAUUUAUAUUUGAACGUAAGUAGCGAGAUAAGUUCUUGUAUUUUAUGUACAGUUUUUAUAACAAUAUUUGCGUAGCACCAGUCACCAUGAUUUUCACCGCACAUUUAAUCUUGACCACUGUUUUGUUCGCUGGACUUGUGAAAUGUAAUAGCGUAGCUUUGGACGAGACCGAAACAGUACCUGUCAAAGUUUCUUUAAAGAGAAAUGGCUUUUGGCGAUCUGAGGACUGGCAUGUUUUCCAAAUUAAGGCGUUCGGGCAAGUUUUCACGCUGAACCUGAGGCCGGACGACAGUUUCAUGGCUCCUACGUUACACGUUCAGCGCGUAAAAGGGAAACAUCUCUCGGCUGUUGCGAACGGCUCCGGGCAUGAGCGCGUCCUCGAGGAUAUACUGCUUGAGCCCAGAGAAAGCGAGCAGGAGCUCAGGGGCUGUUUCCACACGGGUACAGUAAAUAAGGACGAGGAGUCGCUGGUCUCCGUCAGUCUCUGCCGUGGCAUCCGGGGAACUUUCGUAACGCGCGGUCGAGAGUACUUCAUCGAACCAGUCGGUGCGCGCACUGGAGACGCGAGGCGGACUUUCUCUCAGCCUCACGUCGUUAAAAGGCGAGUGUUUUCCAGAAAGUUCGGCGUCAAGGGAGAGGAAGAGGACAACAGUUAUGUGAAGCAUGGUAUAGAUCAGUCGAACGAAUAUGAACAAAAAGCGCAAAAGCGGGAGCGGAGGUUUGUUUCAGCAGCCAGGUACAUCGAGACCCUGGUUGUGGCGGACGCUUCCAUGACGCGUUUCUAUGGAGACGAGAUCAAGCACUACCUAUUAACCAUAAUGGGGAUGGCCGCACAACUUUUUGGCCACCCUAGCAUUAAGAAUGCAGUGAGCCUAGUGGUGGUCAAGAUGUUGGUGGUGGAGGAUGAGGAUGUUGGACCUGAGGUGUCCAGAAAUGGUGGAAUGGCCCUACGCAACUUCUGCACCUGGCAACAGCUCUUUAACCCAGCAAGUCCACGCCACCCUGAGCAUUACGAUACAGCCAUUUUGUUCACUAGGGAGGAUAUUUGUGGACAUCAGCAUUGUGACACCCUUGGUGUAGCUGAUGUAGGAACCAUGUGUGACCCCAAAAGAAGCUGUUCAGUCAUUGAGGACAACGGCCUUCAGGCAGCCUUCACUGUGUCACAUGAGCUCGGCCAUGUACUAAGCAUGCCGCACGAUGACUCCAAAACCUGUGAGAAAUUGUUCGGUGAUAUUGAUGGACACCACCUAAUGGCUCCCUUCUUUGUCCACCUCAACAAGACACUUCCCUGGUCACCAUGCAGUGCUCUUUACAUCACAGAGUUCUUCGACAAUGGGCAUGGUGACUGCUUACUGGACAUGCCAGACCAGACUAUUCCCUUAAGGGCUGAGCCUCCGGGCCACAUGUUUGGUCUGGACCGUCAGUGCCAGCAAGCAUUCGGGGAGGAGUUUACGCGCUGCCCCAAUGCCCCGGAGGACCAAGCCUGCAUCCAGUUAUGGUGCCGUGAAGAGGGCAAACUACAGUGCACUACCCGUAAUGGGAGCCUGCCCUGGGCCGAUGGCACACCCUGUGGUGAAGACCAGAGCUGCCGUGGGGGUGUGUGUGUGUCAAGCAUAUUGGCAGAGAAGGAAGAGAAGGAACCAGUCAAUGGUGGCUGGGGUGCAUGGGGCCCCUGGGGUCCAUGCUCUCGGACUUGUGGCGGUGGGGUUGAGUUUUCCCAUCGUGAGUGCACAGAUCCAAUGCCACAGAAUGGAGGAUCCUACUGCGUGGGUCAGAGAGUGAAAUACCAGUCCUGCAACAUUCAGACCUGCCCAGGAAAUCAUGGUAAGAGCUUCAGAGAGGAACAGUGUGAGAAAUACAACAGUGAUCGUUACUUGAACAUACAUGGCAAAAUAAAGCAGUGGAUCCCAAAGUAUGCUGGUGUUUCGCCCAGGGAUCGGUGCAAACUUUUCUGCAGAGCCAAGCACAGCAAUGAAUUUAAAGUCUUUGAAGCCAAGGUCGUGGAUGGUACAACCUGUGGUCCAGACACCACGUCUAUCUGUGUCCAGGGACAAUGCAUCAAGGCUGGCUGUGACCAGGUCAUAGGCUCCAAUCUUAGGCUUGACAAGUGUGGUGUCUGUGGUGGAGAUGGCACAAGUUGCAGAAAAAUCAGUGGCACUCUAAACAAAGCUACAUUUGGAUACAAUGACAUAAUUACAAUUCCUGCUGGGGCCACCAACAUUGACGUCAAGCAGCGUAGCCACCAUGGCAUCAAGCAUGAUGGUAACUACCUGGCAGUGAAGGCCGAGGAUGAAACCUACAUUCUUAAUGGGAAUUUCUCAGUAUCCACGGCUGAACAGGACAUUCCAGUGCGUGGUGCUGUCCUUCGAUACAGUGGCUCAUCCACUACCCUGGAGCGGCUUCUCAGCUUCCAGGUACUCCAGCAAACCAUUACCAUCCAGCUUCUGUCAACAGCAGGUGACAGCUCACCACCCAGGGUUAAAUAUACCUUCUACCUUCCCCGGGAUCUUCCCUUCAGCAAGCCAGACGCAGAGAAGAGCCUCUCCCCACAUGUCAUUUUGCCGUUUGGAGGAGCCGAAUGGGUCCUGGGGGAGUGGUCCGAGUGCUCUAAGAGCUGUGGUGCUGGCUGGUCCAGGAGGAGCGUCGAGUGUCAGGACAGAACAGGAGCCCCAUCUUUCUUGUGCGACAUGGAGCUACGGCCAACCGACAUCCGACCGUGUGGUGAUCUGCCCUGUCCUGUAUGGCAGAUGGGUCAAUGGUCAGCCUGCUCUCGGACUUGUGGUGCCGGUGAGCGCCGGCGCAGCGUGCUGUGCAUAGACUACACAGGCAAGACCGUGGAACCAGAGAAGUGCGACCCAGAUAAGCAGCCGGAGGCUGUUUCCACAGAGUGCUUUUACCAAGACUGUUAAAACUUUUCCCUGUAUCAAAGAACAGGGGCAGGUGGUGGCAGAGGUUUAAGAUCCAUAGGGCAGGUAGUGGAUGAGAGAGCUAUUAACCUAACACUCUCCCUUUAAAAUAGGAAGCUGACCAUGCUUCAGAAGCAAGCUAGGAAAUUUUAACAUAAAAAAUGGGUACAGAAAUCACCUGUCAAGCGUAAUAAUGGCAUUAGAUUAUGAGGUUUCAUCUAUAUGAUUAAUUCUCAUUGUUAUUCAUAUUCUUUUUUUAACUUUUAAUCAUCUAACCACAAUUGAAUAUACUUUCCUGCCCCACUGAGAUCUACCUCAAACCAUAAAAAUGUUGUAAUACUAAAGGAGAGAAUUCUGUUUUAAACUUUACUACAAAGGAAUAUCACCUUUGCAAAAAAACCUGCUGAAUUUUAUUCAAAUAUGACUGGUCAAAUACCUCCAUUUUAAUGCAUUUCAGUCCACAGUAGACUGAUAGAUUAUCUAACUGAGUCAAAAUUUAAAGCUACCUGAGACAUGAACACACCAGCUUCACAAGUAGGAGUGUUCCUCUCUUUAGGCUUAGUCCACAUCCAACUGCCUUUUUUUAGUAGUUAAUUCUUCAUACACAUGCUUAUGCUCUAUUUCACAUGUUUAAUUUAUUUGCCAGUUUGUAUUCUAUAACAAUGUGUUUAUUAAUUAACACUCCUCAUAAUUUAACGCUGGGUAAUAUGAUAGGAAAUACUUACAAGAUUUACAUAUUUCAACACUGGAAUUUAGUACAGUCCUUAGCCACAUAGGGAUAAACAGACAUCAUCUAGGCCAAUGUGAGAGCUAUUGAAUAGUGAGGGCAUUUAACUUCUUAGUAUCUGCUUUUAACAUUUGUCUGCUUUCUUUUUAAAUUAUCGAGCUGCUUUCUAGUUUGUCACAGUGAACUUGCUCAAUCUAGAUGAUAAACUCUGUUUUGUAUUAUAGCCAGGCCAUCAUACUGUUUGAACAACUGUUAAGAUAUGGCGUCAAUCUUUUCUAAAGCCACUUUUUACUAUGUGUUUUCUAAACCAUCCGUUGUUACACAAAACAUACAAACAAAUGUAUACAUCAUCGAAAUGCAAAUCCCUCUGGAGAAAAGUAUUUUUCAUAUUGUAAUGCCUGGGAAUUAGUUUUAAAGAAAAAUCUGAGACUGGUCCUACAAGGUAGAGUAGAGCAAAGAGAGUGAUGAUCUAGCUCAACUGACUAAAAGGCUCUUUUUCAGGAAUAGGUAAAAUCAUUCCAGAUUUUUGAGCUGAAAAUAAUGAUUAUUAGAAAAACAGUCAAGUCAACAAGAGACAGUAUAUAUUAAAUUAUACAACAGUUUGAUUGACAAGUGGCAUUCCAAUAGUAUAACCACACUUUUGUAUCACUCCGCUUGUCUGUGUUCACUACAUAAAAUUCCAAUUCUAGCAAAUAGUUUGUUACAUUGAACCGUUACUACUCUUAAUACGGGCUGUCAGUCAGUCUGUCCGUUACAUGGCAACACGCACCACUCUAUCUAGCUGUGGCUUCUUUGGGAACUAUUUUCAUUGACAAAACAAAAAUAAACAAAAUAUUUGGCCAUAUUUUGUCUGAAAUGUCAGUUACUCGAUAUUAAUUUCUUGUUUAUAGAACUGUUGUAUAAAAGCAAUAUUACACUCGCAACCAUGCUGUUGUACUGAAUAUCUGCAUGACUGUGAUUACCUGCAGCCAAAUCACAGCAGUGCUGAUAUUCAGUACAACUUUCUUGCUCAUGGGAUAUUGCUUAAAUGUUUGCCUCUCUUUGCUCAGGCCCAAAAGAAAAACUAAAACAACUGCAUAAAACCCUAAUAUAAAUGUGUUAGUCCAAAGAUUUGCAUUCCUUCUGAAUGAGAUGUUCUGAAAUUAUGUAGAUCUGAAACUAGACCAUUCUAUCCCUUCAGUGAAGGUCUGUAUGAUGCUAUUGUUAUAGCUUCCUUUUUAAGGUAUUUAUUUUUUCUAACUUAAAACACCCAAGUUGUGUUUUAUUUCUUGUUGCUGUUGUCUGUCCUAUAUAACUGAUAUGAACUGAAAUCAUUAAUUAAAUGUGUCUGAACAUGUUCAGUAUGGUGUUUUAUUUGGUGUGAUACCUGAAUAAACUCAAACCCUGCUCAGUAAAA
Molecule: messenger RNA, 5259 nt
Organism: Pangasianodon hypophthalmus (striped catfish)
Lineage: Eukaryota; Metazoa; Chordata; Actinopteri; Siluriformes; Pangasiidae
Gene: adamts8a
Product: ADAM metallopeptidase with thrombospondin type 1 motif, 8a
Exons: 9
Coding region: 275-3139 (954 amino acids)
Biological process (GO): extracellular matrix organization; proteolysis
Molecular function (GO): zinc ion binding; metalloendopeptidase activity
Source: RefSeq, a predicted model, not a curated record